AGGCACGCGUUGUUGUCUGUGAGCUGCGCAGGAGAAGAUAACAAGACGUUUAUAUUGCAUACAUGGACGACGACGAAGAUUCGUUCUUGUAUGGUGAUGCUGUCCCAGCUGCGCCUCCAGUACAGAAACAACCGGAAAAUGUUGUAGAAGUGAUUCCCGUUCCCGCUGAAUCUGUUGAAAACCAGACGAAUGGUGUCGUUGCUCACCUUGAAGCUGAAGCUGAAGCCACCGCAACAGCUGAUGAUGAUAACGAAGAGAUAAAGGUGGACCAAGACAAUGGUGACGUAGCUGAAGAACAAACUGAGGAAGCUGGAGAGGAGGAUGGGGAGGAGGAAGAAGAGACCGAAGAAGAGAGUGAUGAGGAUGAUAUUGAAUUCAUCUUAGAACCUCCGACACGGUCACUGGACUUUCGGAGUCAAAGAGGUGGACAUCGACCUACUCAGCCCCGCACGCCUAGUGCUGCUGUUGCAAGUACUCCGGCACAAACCACAAACUUGACGACCGAAUACACCCCACGUGAACGUGGAGCACCUCCUUCAGAGCCUUUAAAGCCCCUAUCGGUGCAAACUGGAACACCACAGUUACCGCCUUCAACACCUGCUGUGAAUUUACCUGACACUGCUGUUACACAACCGACUGUUCCACCGACUGACGAUGGCCCCGAUCCCUCCACACUCCCUCCCGUUCGAGCUCCGCCAUCACACCCUCAAAUCGAUCCCAAUGUUCCAGGAAACUACGAGGGUCGUUCUAUCUUUGAGAUAGACAUGACCAACCUCGCCGAAAAACCGUGGCGUCGACCAGGCUCCGACCUGGGUGAUUGGUUCAACUACGGCUUUGACGAAAUCUCUUGGGAACAGUACUGUUACCGACGACGCAACAUGGGUGAAAUGGCUAACGUACUUAAACAAAGUGUCCUAGGAUUCGCAGGGAUGCCAGAAGAACAGUUUCUUGCUCUUCCACCGGAGGCACGUACGAUGGUGAUGACUGGAACUCAGGCUUUGAUGUCUGGUGGUGGGCCUGGUCCGAAUGGUCCUCCUGGAGUCGGAGUCGGACCAGGAAUGAUGCCUGGUGUGGGUAUGAAUCCUAUGGGCCCGAUGAAUCCUAUGAUGGCGGCGGAGAUGGGUGGUAUGGGUGGUAUGCCGCCUAUGGGCGUUGGGAUGGGAGGUCCGAUGGGUAUGGGCAUGAAUGGUGAUAUGGGUGUUCCUAUGCAAGCGCCUGGUCAGGGACCAGGACCAAUGAUGCAGGAUGGUGGUGUGCCGGGAGGUCCAGUGCAGGUACAGGGUCUUGGACAAGGCCCGGGUGUAGGUAUCCCUGGACCGAGCGGAACACCUGAACAGGGAGGCCAGAUGACGUUACCUGAUGGUAUGCCUGGCGGACCGCCUGGUAUGAUGGGUAUGAACAUGAAUAUGAACCCUGACUUUGGUGCGAUGCAGAUGCAAGAAAACAACGUACAAACCCCACAAAUGCAUCCUGGGAUGGAACCAACAGGAAGUGGAACACCAACUCCAGUCUCUGUCCCACCACGCGUAGGUUCCACCCCCGUAUCCUUCCGUGGACGAGGUAUGGCUCCAAAUUUACCAGCUGCACCUCGCGGUGCACGUCCUACUCCUCCUGCCUUCCCCUCUCGUGGACGUGGACGCGGGUUUGACGUCGGUCCACAUCCUGUACCAGGACGACCUGUAUCACCACUUCCGAAGAACGUACCUACCGGUCCACGAAACCCGGGAAAUAAGUAUAAGGAUCGUGAUAAUAAUGCUCCUGCGGUGGAAGGACUGGACUACGGCGGUGGGGUUAAAGAAGGUGGAGGGAGUAUCACGCCUGUGAGUGAACGAGACAGGGGAAGGGAGCGUGAAUCGGAGGAGAAAGAGAAAUCUUUAUUGACAAGCAGAAAGCGACGAAGCCCACCUAGAGAUGAAGAAGACAGACUCGGUCGAAGCUCAAAACGGAGGUGAUAAUUCGUAUUUGGUACUUGGAAGUGGAAUAGUUCCUACCGUUUCUUGUGCACUUUUUUCUAUAUUUGUUCUCUUCAGUUUCAUACAGCUUUAGCAUCUCGUUUUACUGUACAUACCAUACUCCCUUGCUAUCGUGUCUUAUUAUCUAGACCACUUGUCAAUUAACAUCA
Fomitiporia mediterranea MF3/22 is the source of this 2122-nucleotide messenger RNA. RefSeq lists its product as uncharacterized. NCBI's taxonomy places the organism in Eukaryota, Fungi, Basidiomycota, Agaricomycetes, Hymenochaetales, Hymenochaetaceae. The record is from RefSeq and is a predicted model, not a curated record. The transcript has 9 exons. Gene Ontology annotation, biological process: mRNA processing. The coding region runs from base 63 to 1952 and encodes 629 amino acids.